GUCUGCGUAGGCUGUGUGGAACGCACAGUGUUCUCACUGGUCUUACCCCCAUGUUGUAAUUUUAUAGUAUAUUCUGCGGACAUCAACAACAUGGCGCUGCGCGGACUAAACAUCUGCGUCCGAUUCAUCCGUAAUUGUCCAAGAAUAGGAAUACUUCAGAGUUCCCCCCAGAUCGGCUGUUUGGGAUGUCAAAUAGGAGCAAAACGGCAUCUCUUGUCUAAUGAUGUUGUGAAGCUGCAAGAGUUUCAACAGAAGAAACUUGCCAUGGCUCACCGGGUUACAGGAGCAAAAAGUGACUACUUUGAGAGUGUGAAUCAGAAACUACAGAAGAACGAGCUGAUUCUGACGGACGAACUGAAGCUGCUGCUGCACUUAUGCCAGUCGGCCGAUGACAUGGCCAUAGCCAAGAGCGCAAUACACAGGUUUCAUGAGGAGAAUAGAAACGUGUCAAUUAAGGACUUUAGAUUUGGUCCCCUGUUCAUGAGGCUCUGCUAUGAACUCGGACUGGAGGACAUGGCAGCGAUGACUGUAACUGAUGAGACACUCAAAGGAUUCUUCUCAGAAGCCACAUCAUUCAACAUUGCCAUAGACAUGCUUUUUAUGAAAGAAUGCUAUGAAAGUGCCUUAGAGGUUGUGGCAGUGAUGAAUAACCAGGGUGUGACCUUCAAUAGAGACACCUACACGUUAGCCUCUGCCACCUGUUACAAGCUGAAUACUCCAAAGUCUUACAGAGUCUGCAAGUCCCUGCUGGAGGAGGGACAGGCCAAAGGUCUCUUGAUAGGCAGGCACAGCUACUGUUUUGCUGCUGCUCUUGCCAUCAAACAGAAUGACAUGGAAACAGCCAAGACAUUAUACACUAAAAUCUUGUACACAGAAAGCAAACUAUGCAUGAAUCUAAACGUGUGGAUCUUGGCAAUGAUUGGAUCCAUAAAAGACGCCCUUGCUAUACUUAAUAAAUCCAUCCUCCCCAAAAGGCCGGCCUUCGUCAAGAGGCCUGAAUUUAGCCAGGAAGUGCUGGUGAUGCUGCAGAGGCAGAGUGCAAAUGGGAAGUGGGCGAAGCAGGUGGAGGUGGCGGUGGCGCGGUUGCAGGCGUCCGGGCAGGUGACGCAGCAGAGUCUGGACGACAUGCUGUGCCAGACGCCCAAGGGGAAGAGGAGGACGAUGCCCGUGCUGGUGGAGGAGAGAAAGACCGGUGGUGGCAGGAUAUACAGGCGACUACGCUCCACACUGCUGUCCGAGUAGCGCGCGCACACACAUACACACACACACACACACACUUGGAAACGGACCAGCCAGAGACAUCGGCAGAAAAUAAUCUCUUGAAAGCCGUCAAGACGUCCUCCAACACCGGUGUUAAUUCAGCAAGACUGCUUUGAACAUUGUCUCCUGCAAUGAGUAGGAGUUACCACUUUAAUUCUGUUGCGGUUCUGGAGUGACAGACUUUUUAGAAUCGGCGCUUCCCCACUCAGUCUGUGACGGACUGUCUGUGACCCCAGUCAAGUUAAUGUCCGUCUUUGUUACUGGGCAAUGCCCAGAUGCAGAACUCUGGACUCUGUGUCGAGCUUCACCACCACCACCUCUCCUGUCCAUAGGAAUACAGCGUUGUGCCAUCAAUGCGGCCCUCUCUUUUAAAAUGCCUGAUCUGGUGGCUAGCUAGGAGAGCCAAUGGAAACCUUUCCUCCAGUGUUCAUUGAGCAUCACUCACACACUUGGAUAUGGAUGCAUGGAAUGGGUGCAUCUGUAAAGGAAAGCUGCAAUAUAGAAAAUAUAGGCGUCCUUGUCCCUCACAGCCAGCAGAGGGCGCAACAGUCUCUGUAUGAAAUUGGUUUCAUGUUUGUGAGGGGGCAGAACUGCACUGGAAUGUAAUUAAGAGCUUAUA
Messenger RNA from Sardina pilchardus (European sardine), 1879 nucleotides. RefSeq names its product pentatricopeptide repeat domain 2 (gene ptcd2). The transcript is spliced from 11 exons. The coding region runs from base 91 to 1242 and encodes 383 amino acids. The record is from RefSeq and is a predicted model, not a curated record. Gene Ontology annotation, cellular component: mitochondrion. Gene Ontology annotation, biological process: multicellular organism development; regulation of mRNA processing; mitochondrion organization. Gene Ontology annotation, molecular function: protein binding; RNA binding. NCBI's taxonomy places the organism in Eukaryota, Metazoa, Chordata, Actinopteri, Clupeiformes, Clupeidae.